Messenger RNA from Hippoglossus stenolepis (Pacific halibut), 2432 nucleotides. It is a transcript of the gene adss2l, whose product is annotated as adenylosuccinate synthase, like. Bases 27 to 1550 code for a protein of 507 amino acids. Gene Ontology annotation, molecular function: GTP binding; adenylosuccinate synthase activity. The transcript is spliced from 13 exons. Gene Ontology annotation, biological process: IMP metabolic process; 'de novo' AMP biosynthetic process. Lineage: Eukaryota; Metazoa; Chordata; Actinopteri; Pleuronectiformes; Pleuronectidae. The record is from RefSeq and is a predicted model, not a curated record. Gene Ontology annotation, cellular component: cytoplasm.
GCUGCCAUCUAGCGGCGGAGCGGCCGAUGAGCACUUCCCGUGACGCAGAGAAACGCGGUAAAACGGUAUUCCGGUCAUCCGGUCCCCCUUCUCAUCCUCAUCAGCAGCGGCAGCAGAGCAGCAUGGCUUCCUCCGACAGCACCAUGAGCUUGAACGGCCAAAGACAGAGCGUCGUCCUGAACGGGGAGCCGGUGGUGAAGCGGCCGCGGGAGAGCGCCCUGCAGCCGGACCCGUCGCUGCGCAUCCCCCUGGAGCCGCAGAACAAAGUGACCGUGGUGCUCGGGGCGCAGUGGGGCGACGAGGGCAAAGGGAAAGUUGUGGACCUGCUCGCCAUGGAUGCGGAUAUCGUCUGCAGGUGUCAGGGGGGCAACAAUGCAGGUCACACAGUGGUGGUGGACUCGGUGGAGUACGACUUCCACCUGCUGCCCAGCGGAGUGCUCAACAAGAAGGCGGUCUCCUUCAUCGGAAACGGAGUGGUGAUACACCUACCUGGUCUGUUUGAGGAGGCUGAGAAGAACCUGCAGAAAGGCAAAGGAUUACAAGGUUGGGAGGAGCGAUUAAAAAUUUCUGAUCGUGCCCACAUUGUGUUCAACUUCCAUCAAGCUGUUGAUGGAAUCCAGGAGCAGCAGCGGCAGCAGCAAGAAGGGAAAAAUUUGGGAACCACAAAAAAGGGUAUCGGCCCUGCUUACUCCUCCAAAGCAGCUCGGAACGGUCUGCGAGUCUGUGACCUCGUCUCAGAUUUCAAGGCUUUUGAAGACAAGUUUCGUAUGUUGGCGGAACAUUUCCUGACCAUGUAUCCAAAGCUCAAUGUUGACAUUGACAGUGAACUGCAGCAGCUGAAGGGAUUUACUGAGAGACUGCGCCCUCUGGUGACCGACGGGGUGUACUUCAUGCACAAGGCUCUGACUGGAUCCCCUAAGAAGAUCCUGGUGGAAGGAGCCAACGCUGCUCUGCUGGAUAUUGACUUUGGCACAUAUCCUUUCGUGACGUCCUCCAACUGCACCGUGGGAGGAGUGUGCACCGGCCUUGGCGUGCCUCCAUCCUAUGUCGGCCGAGUAUACGGUGUCGUCAAAGCGUACACCACCCGGGUUGGUGUUGGUGCUUUCCCCACAGAGCAGGAUAACGAGACUGGGGCACUGUUACAGUCCAGAGGGCGAGAGGUUGGUGUGACGACGGGCAGACGGAGGCGCUGUGGUUGGCUGGACCUGAUUUUGGUCAGAUACGCCCACAUGGUCAAUGGCUUCUCUGCAAUUGCCCUGACAAAGUUGGACAUUUUGGACACGCUGUCUGAGAUUAAAGUGGGUGUGUCCUACAAAGUUGAUGGAGAACCUCUCCCAAGUUUCCCUGCCAACAUGGACGUUUUGACGCGGGUGUCGGUGGACUACGAGACGCUGCCCGGCUGGGGCUGCUGCACUGAGGCGGCUCGGAGCUUCGAGGAGCUGCCGACACAGGCACAAAACUACAUUCGCUUCAUCGAGAACUUCCUGCAAGUGCCAGUGAAGUGGGUCGGAGUCGGCAAGUCCAGAGAGAGCAUGAUCAAACUGUUUUGAUCCAUCUUCAGUUCACUCACAUGUAAUCCUCCUCCUCAACAACAUUUCAGAUGAUAACUUCAGGUACUGAAAGGAUAACCAGAGGAAUUAAAAAUGCAAACAUGAUCCUAAAGGAAAUAACCUCACCAGCAAGGCUAUGUGUCAAACGAUUAGUCGCUGCUUGUGCAUCACAAUUACUGUCAUCCUUCAUAGAUAUAAUUUAUGCAUUCCACAUAGUGUUUUCUAUAUUUAUUAGGAUGUUCAUUUUUAAAAACCUGGUGCAAGUGGAUCGAAUGGUCACUAUUCCAUUCCCAAGUCAAAAGGGCAGUUUCUUUUUUUUUAGCGUUGGAGCUAAUUAACCUUAACUGACCUUAAUCUGUUCGCCAUGUUAAUUCUUUUUUUUUACACAUAUUUGAAAAACAGAUGUAGGAGCUUACGUGUUCAGGAGUGUCACAAUAAAGCCAGAGAUUAUUUUUAGAUAUUGUGAAGAGAUGGGAGAAUUAUCGAAAGCCAUGCAAUCAGUAUAGUUGUGAACUUUUCUAUUGAACAGUUUUAAAACUUAAAGAACAUGAAAUGCAUCUGGGUUGUUAAGUUUAUAAUCGUAUUUUCAUGAUUGUUAGAAUGAACAUUGUGCUUUUUAAAUAAUCCUCGAGAUAUAUCAACGUAAACGAGCUUGAGUUUAAAUGCAAACGUUUUUCCUGAUAACGGAGGGAAAAUAAGAAAACAUUCCUCAUCCACACAGAGACAUUGGUGUGUGUUUGUGUGUAGAUGUAAAGAAAACAGUGGGCGGUAACGGACCAGAGCACAUCUCAAUAUGACAUUCAACUCAUGUCAAUAAAGCAAAAGACUCUUGUUGAGCUUUAUUAUUAUGCUAUUAUCAAUAAAAGGAAACUAACAUGUAAA